Molecule: messenger RNA, 3543 nt
Organism: Porites evermanni
Lineage: Eukaryota; Metazoa; Cnidaria; Anthozoa; Scleractinia; Poritidae
Source: the annotation of a GenBank genome assembly
AUGCUGGGAUACCAAGUGGAAGCAAGGCUAGAACAACAAAGGAGGGAAUGGAAUUCAACGGUUAACUAUACGACAAUAAGAUCAAUAGAAUUAGGCGGACUUAAAAAAUACUCCCUCUAUGUGGUCAGUGUGUACGGAGUGACUCGACGAGGGAGGGGACCACCUGGUGUUUUAACUGUGCGAACAGACGAGGAUGGUAAGAUUAAUAAUAAUAUUAAUCAAUAAUAAUUAAAAAUAAUGAUAAUGGUAAUUUCCCUCGCGGGGAUUCCACCCAGAAGGCGAGGAGGAAUUUUAGUAAAUCGCCCGCAUAUGUUAUAGUUCAAUUUUAUCCUUGCUUUAAAUUUUAUUUUCUGUUGUUGCAAACUCAUUAUUAUACAUUACCAUUCCCAAAAACAAAAAGGAAAUAAAAUUUAAACUUAGGAUAAAAUUGAGCCACUCAGAUAUUUUGGAAAGUACUUACAGUUGAAACAUGCAGUCACCAUACUAGGAAAAAUCUCGGUUUCUAAAACAGGGACCGCAAGGAAUCGUUGGGUAACGAUGACGUUCCGCGAGUAUGAAAUCGUUAGGAAUGACAUAACACAGAAGAUACCUGAAGGGAUCGCUUGGGUUGAUUUUGUGAUGAUUGUCGCGCGCAUGAUUUAAGGAAGUAAAACACGUCCGUACGUUUCCUUAUGGCCUAGCCUCAACGAUGUUAAAACGCCUAUGGGGAUGUGGACUAUUUGAUGCGUUUUUAUUACCACAUAAAGAAAAAAGCAUGAGUCUACCGACAUGCCCUGACUUGCGUUAAAUACACUGGUUGCACAAACGCCAAUUAAGGAAAUGUGCUGCCAUCCGUUAACUAACGGCAUGAUAUGGUCUUUCGUUUUCAUGUUUUUAACGUCAGUAAUAUCUACAAUACAUUGGCAGUACUAAUUCAGACUUUGUCAUUAAAAUAUUCAGAUUGUACAAAUUUAAAAUCGAUAGCAAUGCUUUGGAGUAACUCGGUACCACUAUUCUAGUUCCAGACCGCCCUCCAAGUGAGAUAACAGCAAAAGCCCUGGAGAAGAAUGUGGUUCAACUUAAAUGGAACCCAGUCUCUCCGAAAAAUACCAAUGGAAAGGUUCUUGGGUACCGAGUGUUCUACAGUGAUGUUCAAAACAAGUCACGAGCUAACAGUACCGUAGCUGGACCAAAAGAAACUAAUUUAAUAAUUAACGGAUUGAGAGCUGGUACAAAUUACAGCUUCCAGAUGCUUGCUUUCACCUCUAAGGGCAACGGUGCCAUCAGUGCAAGCUACUUUGCUAGAACCUCUUCAGGUAUAGAACCACAUACUUACAUCUUCAAAUAUAGCAAACCCAACACCGGGUUUAAAACUCAGAAAUGCCAUAUUCAAAUAUGAAUAAAUGAUAACUCUAUAACUCUGGUGCAUGCUUUUUUCACAGAACUCAGACAGAUUGCCAACGACUACAGAUCACCAAGCAGGACAACAGGGCUAGGUAUCCCAAGCUUAGAAAUUUGACUGCAAGUUGUGCCAAAAACAUAUCUUUCAGUUUGAAUUCUCCCCGGCAGUCGACUCAAAGAUGAUUUUUCUUACAUAUAUUUCGUGUGACAGGAACUGGAGCUACAGUAGCAGCAAGCGUCGUACCUGGUAUAUUUGCUCUCGGAGCGGUUUUCCUUGCAAUCCAUUUCGCCAAGAAGAGAGGGUUCCUGACCUUUAACGACAGAAAUAGUAAGUAGAUUUUGAUAGAAAUUGUAAGUGAUAUGAUUUGGAGCCAAGCUAUGGAGCUAAGAGACACCUUUGGCUUCAUAAGGGCGCUUUAAUACACCUAAUUUCUGUUACAAUUUCUGUACUCUUUAGAUUUUUCCGAUUACUACUUACAUUUUCAGAUUUUCUUAAUUGUCUGACUGUUUGCUGUUCUAAUUUUAGAUCUCAAUAACCCGAUUUUACUGUCGUAUUUGACAGAAAUAUGAUGUUAAUAGGCGCACGCAGAUUGUUCAUCACAAAUAACCAUUCACGCUGACUUUUCAUUCAAAUUUACUUAAAACUUCUUAUGGUUUGACUUGUCAGCCUGAAUUUCAUACGAUUACUUCGAGUCGUUCUUACUCCCUGAGUAACUGAGGGAGUAAAAACUACUCGAAGUAAUCGUCUGAAAUUCAGGCUAUUGACUUAUUUCUGCCAUUAGUAAAUUAACAUUUGCUUUUGCAGAUUUAAUUCCUACUAUAACACCAUACGCUACAUCACCACCGGACUGGAUUGAUAGAAUCAUUGCUAAUAGACACGGAUACGAAACACUUGAUGAUGAAAAUGUUCCCACCACACCUCGUCGCCAUCCCUACAUCAACAUUGCUCCUGAUGGCUCCCUAAACAUUCCUCCGUUCUUGAGGGACAUCGUAAUUGAGUUUGAACAAGCGUAUGAAAACACGCGCUACAAAAGGCUUCAAAGGUUAGUACAAUAUAUAAUAAGGAUACCCGUUUGCCGCAAGAUAACUUCUUAAAAUUAGGUGAUAAGGAAAGUCGUGUUGCAGCUUUUGUUUUGAGAUUUUCAGUUAUGGGCGGGUUUUGUCAUAAGGAAAAGACCGGCCAGGCAGACUAUCCAAAGUAAAAUGGAUCCGACAACAACAACAACAACAACAACAACAACAAUCUUUUUGCGGUUUGAAUUAAAAUCGGAAAAGGAUCUACCAGCAAAUAGCAAUAGCUAAUCGAGGCAGGUACAUAGAUUAGUACCAAAUACAAUAGAUAACAAAGUUAAGGUUUCGGUACAAGAAAGUGGAACAAAUAUCACGAUCCAACUUGUGCGCAUCAGACCUCCUCAAGGACACUGUCUGAUCUAUAGCACUGACCAGUUUUUCAUGGAUUCUACCCUGAUCAUUCUUGAGUGGUCGGACGUUUUGGUUACUCUCCGGUAAAAUGAGACUUAAAAAAAGAAAUUCUGAGAAUGAAAUGGUCCCUUACUAUUCGAUCAGAACAUAUCUGAAGGAUCGAGUUAGAUGGGUCAAAGGGGACCAUUGUCGAAAGUGAAACGAAGCCUUCUAUCGGAAUUUCGGCAAAAUGAGAACCAUGCACCUUUGUUUCCUAGAUAUAAAGGAAAUGCCAAAGCCUCUGCGAACAAUAAUCCCUGACUGGUACAAAAAAUCUGACAUCACUAAUCAGUCAUAAUGUUAUGGAGGUAUGUUUAUUUUUGCAGAAAACGAAGAUCCCUUGAACAAAUCGCAGAGAAAGAUGGCAAACCCAAAUACGAUAAGCUAGACAGAGGGCUACCUUACUACAAUGCUUUGCACCAACAGAAUAACGACAGCCUCAACGUUCCCCCAGGAUUUACUACUACGGAGACUUUAAGAGACAACAACAACCACUCUAUCGAUUUGAGUGAGCUACGAGAGUUUAUGCGGGCUUCUGAACGUGAUGUUUGCAGUAAGGAGAUGAUAAAGAUGGGCGUUGCAGAACAUUCUUAUUCAACGAAUUUUCAUCGCCGUCGUUUCUCGGUUGACCUGGGUGAAGUGAGGGAAUUUAUUUCACUCAGAGAAAUGAGGAUUCAUUCAGAAGAUGAAAGCACAGUAUGA